AGACUCACUAUAGACCCUCAUUGUUAUUCAAACUUCCCGCGUACAAACCCUGGCACGUGAGUAAAAAUGAUACACUAUGGUUUUUUAAAAAGUUAGAUUUGACAGAUUGUUUUUGUUUAAUGGCGUCUGUACGGAAAACUAAAGGAAUAUUUUAAUUGUGAAGCAAAUAGCUUUAAAUGUUGUUUCUCUUUUCAGAGCAACACUUUUGGCUUUUUGUAUUAUAAAACAACAUUUACUCAGCUAUUAAUCAAGAAUGGAGAAACUAAAAUUUGAAUUUGUUAUGAAAUCGGGCGAGGACCCGAAGACUAAUACGAUCUGCAUAACUUCUAUCACGGAUGCCGACCAACGUACAUUUGGAAUUCCGGAAUCAUUACAACCUAUAAGAUUUCACGAAGAAAUAAUUAGAACAAAAAGUUUCCAAAAGGUAAAAACGACAUUAAAAAGACGUCAUGAUAAAAGGCAGGUGUGGAUAACCCUGUCACCAGAAUUAAAAAGGGCUUAUGUCGAUGAGGAUGGAAACUUCGAAAUAAACGGCUACUUAUUGGAGGAAACACAACAACAAGCCCCCGCGACUGAAUCCCUCUCAGCUCUCACAAGUGUCUUAGAGAGUUUUGUGGAAAUGAGGAGGGACAUACCGAGAUCUCAGAACUUGAAGAACUUGUCGGAAAGGUUUGUCCUAGAAAAAUUUACAAAAAAGACAUCAAAUGGAAUACAAUGGAUGACUGCUUUUGAAACAGAAUGUGCUCGUCUGGGAAUUGAAGAAGAUAUCAGCAAAAUUGAAACAUUGAAGUUAUUUUUGGAAGACUCGUGUCUAGAUUGGUAUAGUUCUAUGCUUAUGAAACAUACUGUGAUUUCAGAUUGGUUGAUUUGGAAGAAGAGUUUUUGUGAUACUUACGUGGACAAGGGUUGGUCUCCGGUCAGGUAUGCAAUGUUAUUUAAAUAUAGACAGGGCUCACUACUGGACUAUGCUUUGAGGAAAGAAAAACUUUUAUUGGAGGUAAAUAAAACUAUAGAUAAACCUACUUUGAUUGAUCUCAUCGCUACAGGACUUCCAAAUUUUAUAGCAGAUAAAAUUGAUAGAGGGAGCUUAAAAAAUGUUGAGGAUUUAUUUAAUAACAUUAGAGGCUUGGAACAUUUAGUAAAUAAAAGGGCGUUUGACAAAAAAACAAAUUUGGAAAAUAAUAUCAAAGAUAAAAAUACAAGGGAACGGCCAUGUAGGAUUUGUGAAAAAGAAAACAAAGGAAGUCGGUAUCAUCCUGAAUCUGUAUGUUGGUUUAAAAAUAAAGAAAAUAACCAGUUUAAGAGAGAGCAAAUUAGGAGUGUCAAUAACUCAGAGUUAGAGAUUGAAUUAAAUGAGAUAGAUUCAAAAAACUAG
Ostrinia nubilalis (European corn borer) is the source of this 1375-nucleotide messenger RNA. RefSeq lists its product as uncharacterized. NCBI's taxonomy places the organism in Eukaryota, Metazoa, Arthropoda, Insecta, Lepidoptera, Crambidae. The transcript is spliced from 2 exons. Bases 254 to 1375 code for a protein of 373 amino acids. The record is from RefSeq and is a predicted model, not a curated record.